Molecule: messenger RNA, 1528 nt
Organism: Tarenaya hassleriana
Lineage: Eukaryota; Viridiplantae; Streptophyta; Magnoliopsida; Brassicales; Cleomaceae
Exons: 2
Coding region: 237-1211 (324 amino acids)
Source: RefSeq, a predicted model, not a curated record
ACGCUUCGCUUAAACUGGUUCUCACUUCUGUUCUGUUUCCUUUUACUGUGAGAGAACGAAUCCCCAAUUUCUCAGCACAGAUCUCUCAUUCUUGUUCUCCCCGUUCAAUAGUUUCUUCCCAGAUCUGAAAUCGAGCGUCGAGCGUUUCUCCUUCCAUGGAAAUUUUCUCUCUUUCUUGAACAAGAUCGAGAUCUCUUUCUGGAAACACACUUUCCGGGAAAAUAUUCUCCAUUUCCAUGGCGAACGCUUGGAAAAAAGAGAGGAACCAGAAACUCCUAACACCCAAAUCCCUGAUCUUCGUCCUCAUCCUCUCCGCUGUCUUCAUCUCCUCGAUCUUCUUCUUCUCCUUCUCCGGUUCAUCGUCUCAACAGAACCCAAAUCCCAAUCUCACCAUUAGAACCCCCUUCCCAGUCCGUACAAUCUCUCCAUUCGAUUGCUUCAAAUGCCCGCAAUCAAAACCCGUUAUCGCUAACACAGUGGAGAAUCUCAAAUACCCAUUUAUAUACUCGCUCGCGGAUCUUGGGAAUUUGCCGGAGAAGCCGCACAAGAACAUCGUGAGGCUCCUGAAAGGUAAGGCCUUUCGGAAACCAGACAUCUCUGCUACGAUUCAAGACGUUCUUGAGAAGAUUAGAGGAAAAGAGAAGAAUGGGUUCGUCGUCGAUGUUGGUGCGAACGUGGGUAUGGCGAGUUUUGCUGCUGCAGCCAUGGGGUUCAAGGUCAUCUCUUUCGAACCGGUUUUCGAGAAUUUGCAGAGGAUUUGCGAUGGGAUUUGGUUCAAUAGAGCUUCUCAUUUGGUUACAGUGUUUGAAGCUGCUGCUUCAGAUCGUAAUGGGAACAUAACUUUUCACAAGCUGGUUGGACGGCUUGACAACAGCGCGGUCUCGGCAGUCGGGGCAAAACUCGCGUUCCAAUCCAACAAAGAGAUAGAAGUUCAAGUGAGAUCAAUCCCUCUCGAUGAAGUGAUCCCUGAUUCAGAACCCGUCGUUUUGCUCAAGAUCGACGUUCAGGGUUGGGAAUACCAUGUCCUGAAGGGUGCGAAGAAACUGCUGUCGAGAAAAUCGGGCCAGGCUCCGUAUCUAAUCUACGAGGAAGACGAGAGAUUGUUGCAGGCAAGCAAUAGUAGCUCCAAAGAGAUUCGGGAUUUCCUGAAAAGCGUAGGGUAUAACAAAUGUGACCAGCACGGUACAGACGCCCAUUGCACCAAGGACUGAGGAAAGAAACGAAAAACGACGAUCCUGACAUCGGCUUUGGUAAGACGGGGGAAUAGACGAAACUUGACCUUUGGAGAGUCGGUUUAUGUAUCGGUUAUAGCUCUGUGGAUUCGACGAAACCGGGAAUUUUUGAAGUUUGUAAGAGAUGGAUUCGGCUGUAGAAGAGAAGAAGAUGAUCCUUGAUGAAAUCUAAACCUAAUGCUAAGGCUAGUUUCAGUGUCAAGCCAUUUUUGUUUGUAGUUGUAAUUUAUGUGUUACAUUCUUUAAUUUCGGAUAUUAUGAUUCAUCACAUCUAAUCAGUAAGGAGAUCUAAUGCU